Messenger RNA from Kickxella alabastrina, 447 nucleotides. RefSeq lists its product as uncharacterized. The transcript has 2 exons. The coding region runs from base 1 to 318 and encodes 105 amino acids. NCBI's taxonomy places the organism in Eukaryota, Fungi, Kickxellomycota, Kickxellomycetes, Kickxellales, Kickxellaceae. The record is from RefSeq and is a predicted model, not a curated record.
AUGUUUUGUGUGUUCCCAACGGCAGAGUCCCUGGUGGCCAUAGCCCGGCCGUCGCUUCUUGUUCUGGCUUUGUGGGUAGACGCAAUUGUGAAUACGCAAUAUGACGAUGUGCUGCCUCACAUGCUGGCCAGCGGUCUGACGACUACCGACAUUGCGGGCAAUGUCAUUGAAAUCACUACCGAUUGGAUUUACAAGGAUAGUAAUGUGGCUAACCCAAUAUUCACAGCCUUUGGCGCAGCCAAUUCCCCCUGGUGCCAAACAGGCACAAAUUACCUGUUGCCAUCCUCAGCCCGUACGCUGAGCUACCGAGCUCUGUGAAAUCCGCCGAGGAGCUGUUCUGCGUCAUGACCCAUGCGCUGACAACCAUAUUUAAUGUCUCCAAAAUAUGCAGCCGCGCAGUGUACAGAAUUACAACCAAAAAUAAGUAUCUGGGUUUUCCACGAUGAA